Molecule: messenger RNA, 2214 nt
Organism: Lipotes vexillifer (Yangtze River dolphin)
Lineage: Eukaryota; Metazoa; Chordata; Mammalia; Artiodactyla; Lipotidae
Gene: MGAT4A
Product: alpha-1,3-mannosyl-glycoprotein 4-beta-N-acetylglucosaminyltransferase A
Exons: 15
Coding region: 234-1841 (535 amino acids)
Biological process (GO): protein N-linked glycosylation
Cellular component (GO): Golgi stack; endoplasmic reticulum; endoplasmic reticulum-Golgi intermediate compartment
Molecular function (GO): acetylglucosaminyltransferase activity
Source: RefSeq, a predicted model, not a curated record
AGAAAGAAGCCUGCAGCAUCCACCUAUGAAGACCGUGCAGACAGUCCUGAAUAGUAAUUGUGGAUGGUGUGGCUGCCAGGCUGCUUCUGCGGAGUGUCUGAAAUGAACUUCUCCUAUUGAUUGUUUUGAUUGGUCCAGAGCCAGGAGUACUGGAUUCACCUGACUUCAGGAUAAAAAGAAAACAGUCUUGGUUAUCAUCAUAAACAUAUGAACCAGUGUGAUGGUGAAAUGAGAUGAGGCUCCGAAAUGGAACUGUAGCCACUGUUUUAGCAUUUAUCACUUCGUUCCUUACUUUAUCUUGGUAUACUACGUGGCAAAAUGGGAAAGAAAAACUGAUUGCUUAUCAACGAGAAUUUCUUGCUUUAAAAGAACGGCUCCGAAUAGCUGAACACAGAAUCUCUCAGCGGUCUUCCGAACUCAGUGCCAUUGUACAGCAGUUCAAGCGUGUAGGAGCAGAAACAAACAGAAGUAAGGAUACGGUGAAUAAAUUUUCAGAUGGUACCCUAAAGCUCUUGAGGGAGUUAACAAGCAAAAAAUCUCUUCAAGUGCCAAGUAUUUAUUAUCAUUUGCCUCAUUUAUUACAAAAUGAACGGAGCCUUCAACCUGUUGUGCAGAUUGGUAAUGGAAGAACAGGAGUUUCAAUAGUAAUGGGAGUUCCCACAGUGAAGAGAGAAGUUAAAUCUUACCUCAUAGAAACUCUUCAUUCCCUUAUUGAUAAUCUGUAUCCUGAAGAGAAGUUGGACUGUGUUAUAGUUGUCUUCAUAGGAGAGACAGAUAUUGAUUAUGUAAAUGUUGUUGUAGCCAACCUGGAGAAAGAAUUUUCUAAAGAAAUCAGUUCUGGCUUGGUGGAAAUAAUAUCACCUCCUGAAAGCUAUUAUCCUGACUUGACAAACUUAAAGGAGACAUUUGGAGAUUCUAAAGAAAGAAUAAGAUGGAGAACAAAGCAAAACCUCGAUUAUUGUUUUCUAAUGAUGUAUGCUCAGGAAAAGGGCACAUAUUACAUCCAGCUUGAAGAUGAUAUUAUUGUCAAACAGAAUUACUUUAACACCAUAAAAAAUUUUGCACUUCAACUUUCUUCUGAGGAAUGGAUGAUACUUGAGUUCUCCCAGCUGGGCUUCAUUGGUAAAAUGUUUCAAGCGCCAGACCUCACUCUAAUUGUGGAAUUCAUAUUUAUGUUCUAUAAGGAGAAACCCAUUGAUUGGCUCUUGGACCAUAUUCUGUGGGUGAAAGUCUGCAACCCUGAAAAAGAUGCAAAACAUUGUGAUCGACAGAAAGCAAAUCUGCGGAUUCGCUUCAGACCUUCCCUUUUCCAACAUGUUGGUCUGCAUUCUUCACUAACAGGAAAAAUUCAGAAACUCACGGAUAAAGAUUACAUGAAACCAUUACUUCUUAAGAUCCAUGUAAACCCCCCUGCAGAGGUAUCUACUUCUCUGAAGGUCUACCAAGGACAUACCCUGGAGAAAACUUAUAUGGGGGAGGAUUUCUUCUGGGCUAUAACUCCAGUAGCUGGAGACUACAUCCUGUUUAAAUUUGACAAGCCAGUCAAUGUGGAAAGUUAUUUGUUCCAUAGUGGCAACCAGGAACAUCCAGGGGAUAUUCUGCUCAACACAACUGUAGAAGUUUUGCCUUUGAAGAGUGAAGGUUUGGAAAUCAGCAAAGAAACCAAAGACAAACGAUUAGGAGAUGGUUAUUUCAGAAUAGGGACAUUUGAGAAUGGUGUUGCAGAAGGAAUGGUGGAUCCCAACCUAAACCCCAUCUCAGCAUUCCGACUUUCAGUUAUUCAGAAUUCUGCUGUUUGGGCCAUUCUUAAUGAGAUUCAUAUUAAAAAAGUCACAAACUGACUAUCUCCUGAGAAACCAACACAUUUUUUCCCUGUGAAUUUGUUGAUUAAAGAUGGCUGAGCAUGUACCGUAUUUUGGUAACUUGAAUUCUACCUCUUGUGAAAUCUACUGUAGAUAAGAUGAUUGUCAUUUCCACUUGGAAAAUGAAUCUUCCAUGGAUAAUUGUAUUCAUUCGAACCUAAGCUGUCCUCCAGUUUUAACUUGACUCAGACAUUUUACAGUUAUGACAGCCUGUUAAUAUGACUUGUACUAUUUUGGUAUUAUACUAAUACAUGAGUUGUACAUAUUGUUACAUUCCUUAAAAUUUGAGAAAAAUUAAUGUUAAAUACGUUUUAUGAAGGGGGUACUUUUGAAGUUCAUUUAUUUUAAUAUU